Messenger RNA from Carica papaya (papaya), 2542 nucleotides. It is a transcript of the gene BPG2, whose product is annotated as P-loop containing nucleoside triphosphate hydrolases superfamily protein. The record is from RefSeq and is a predicted model, not a curated record. Gene Ontology annotation, cellular component: chloroplast stroma; mitochondrion. Gene Ontology annotation, molecular function: GTP binding. Lineage: Eukaryota; Viridiplantae; Streptophyta; Magnoliopsida; Brassicales; Caricaceae. Gene Ontology annotation, biological process: brassinosteroid mediated signaling pathway; chloroplast rRNA processing.
UGUAACUAAAUCAUGUCACGACGCCGUUUUAUUGAAGUAGCCCAGAAAAAUUACUUCUGGUUUGAUGAUCUCUCGCUCUCGCAGUUCAAAAUUCCCUGGAGAAAUAGGUCAUUGGCGACUCGGAGAAAUCAGAAAUGGCGUUCUUGUUGUCCACAGGAACUAGACUGAAUCUGAAACUUCACGAGCACAAUGGCAGUAGAAUCAAUGGAGUACCAGAAAGGAAUUUUUCUUUUUUUACAGGAUUAUAUGAGAAGAUAAUCAAAAAUUGGAAGAAGGAAGUUUCAUUUAUCUGUUUAUCAUUAAAAAACCAGUCACUUCCGCAAACAAAAGAUGGAAUUAAAGGGAAAGUCACACCUAAGAAAGGGAGGAGUCCAGUUUUGAGUGAAGGGAGGGAUGAGGAUGAGAACUACGGGCUUAUUUGUCCUGGUUGUGGGGUUUUUAUGCAAGACAAAGACCCGAAUUUGCCUGGCUAUUUCAAGAAGAGAAAGCUCACCGAGAUAAAGGAGGAGGAAUGGCGGGAGGUGGAGGAGGAUGAUAUUGAGGGUAUAUCAUACUGGUCCGAAUUUAAUGAUGAUGAAGCAGAAGGGGACACUGAGGGUAUAUUGGAGGAGGGAGAUGAAGAGGAAGGUGAAUUAGAUUGGGAGUCUGAUGAGUGGGAAGCUAAGCUUGAAAUAGAAGAAGAUGAUCUAGAGUUGGAGAGUUUUGCUCCUGCAGGUGUGGGGUAUGGUAACAUAACAGAGGAGACGAUAGAGAAGAGGAGAAAGCAGAGAUUGUCUAAAGCAGAAAGAAAGAGGAUAGCUAGGGAGCUAAGAAAGAAGGAAAAGGAUGAGGUUACCGUGUGUGCCCGAUGCCAUUCUUUGAGGAAUUAUGGGCAAGUGAAGAAUAAGGCAGCAGAAAAUCUGAUACCUGAUUUUGAUUUUGAAAGGUUGGUUGCUACCAGGUUGAUAAAACCUACUGGAAAUGCUAAUGCUACCGUUGUAGUUAUGGUUGUUGAUUGUGUUGAUUUUGAUGGUUCGUUCCCAAAACGGGCAGCCAAGUCUUUGUUCAAGAUGUUAGAAGGAGCCCAAAAUGACUCUAAGCUUGCCAAAAAGUUGCCAAAGCUUGUUCUCGUAGCUACAAAGGUUGAUCUCCUCCCUUCGCAGAUUUCACCAACUAGACUAGAUAGGUGGAUUCGACACCGUGCAAAGGCUGGAGGGGCACCUAAGCUAAGUGGGGUAUAUUUGGUUAGUGCUCAUAAGGAUUUGGGUGUGAGGAACUUAUUGACCUUCAUUAAGGAAUUGGCUGGUCCUAGAGGGAAUGUUUGGGUCAUAGGGGCGCAAAAUGCAGGCAAAUCGACUCUAAUCAAUGCAUUUGCAAAGAAGGAGGGGGCAAGAGUCACAAAGCUUACGGAAGCUCCAAUUCCUGGAACGACUCUUGGGAUAUUAAGAAUUGGAGGGAUUUUGUCAGCCAAGGCAAAAAUGUAUGACACUCCUGGCCUUCUACAUCCAUAUCUGAUGUCCAUGAGACUGACUAGGGAUGAGCAGAAAAUGGUUGAAAUACGAAAGGAACUACAACCACGGACAUAUAGAGUGAAGGUGGGACAAGCUGUUCAUGUUGGUGGCUUGGUCAGACUGGAUCUCGAUCAUGCUUCGGUUGAAACAAUAUAUAUCACAAUUUGGGCAUCACCAAAUGUUUCUCUGCACUUAGGGAAGAUAGAUAAUGCGGAAGAAAUACGUAAGAGUCACAUUGGGGUGAGGCUGCAGCCACCCGUCGUUGCAGACCAUCCUUCUGAAUUAGGCGAAUGGGAAGAGAAGGAAAUUCAAGUGUCUGGAACUAGUUGGGAUGUGAAUAGCAUUGACAUUGCUGUGGCUGGUUUAGGUUGGAUUUCUCUGGGUCUUAAAGGUGAAGCAAACUUGACACUGUGGACAUUCCAUGGCAUUGGGAUAACCUUGAGAGAACCGUUGGUUCUCGACAGGGCAGCAUUUCUCGAAAGACCAGGGUUUUGGCUUCCAGGAGCUAUAUCUGAUAUCAUAGGCAACCAGACAAAAGAUGAAGCUCAGAAAAAGAAAAAACGACAGGGAAAUGUUGACUUCUUGUCAGAGGUGUCUGCUUGAUGAGGCUUGACCAUUGAAUGACAAACAAAUAAUGCGAUUCCCUUGGUCUCAAAUAGACUUGAGAUUCAUAGCUUAGCUCUAGUAGGAGUAGGCUCAAAGCAUCCAUAUAUCGAAACUGAAUUUAUUGCAAUUGUGGAUGCUUUGCUUCCAAGAUCAGAGAGGAAUUUUGUUUGAUAAGUUCUUCCCACUACCAGGCAAAUGAAAUUGUGGAGAGAAAAAGGUUCAGAUGAUUUCAAAGUGCGGGCUUCGCCUUGUAAGUAUGAAGCUAAUGAUUCCAUGGCUAAUGCACGUUGUAUGAUCUUUUUCCUUGUCAGUUUUUAACUCUGAGGAAAAGAGGAGGAAAAUAGAUUAUAGGUGUUGAUGGUACAAACUACUAAAAAACCAGUCACAAUUUUUGUAGUGUUCAAGCAUAUUACUUUCGAGCUUUUAAGCAUCGUUUGCUCAUCUAA